Messenger RNA from Sebastes umbrosus (honeycomb rockfish), 5574 nucleotides. RefSeq names its product EF-hand domain family, member D1 (gene efhd1). The transcript is spliced from 4 exons. Bases 108 to 854 code for a protein of 248 amino acids. Lineage: Eukaryota; Metazoa; Chordata; Actinopteri; Perciformes; Sebastidae. Gene Ontology annotation, molecular function: calcium ion binding. The record is from RefSeq and is a predicted model, not a curated record.
GGUGGUGUGCGGUCGCUUAGCGACAGAUUGGUACUAGAGACUAGAGACGGCUGUCAGGCUCCAUUCCUCCUCCAGCCUCCGUCAACAGCGUGCUACUCUCCUCCACCAUGGCGUCUGAAGAGCUCGCUAGGAAGCUGCAGUCUCGGCUGGCCAUUACGCAGGAGACUGAGCCGAGGCCGGAGCCAGACCACAACCAGAACCAGGACCAGAACAAGAGCCCGAGCCCAGUCCCGAGCCCGGUCCGACCCAAACCGCAGCAGGAGGCCGAGGCAGCCUGCGGAGACUCGUCCUCCGAGCUGUCCGCCAAGCUGACCCGCAGGCAGGACAUCAACGAGGGCACCGCUGCUCCGAGACUCACCCGCGUCUUCAACCCCCACACGGAGUUCAAGGAGUUCUCCCGCAAGCAGAUCAAGGACAUGGAGACCAUGUUCAAACGGUAUGACACUGGUAAAGACGGCUUCAUCGACCUGAUGGAGCUGAAGCUGAUGAUGGAGAAGCUGGGAGCUCCACAAACCCACCUGGGCCUCAAGAACAUGAUCAAAGAGGUGGAUGAAGACUUCGAUGGCAAGCUGAGCUUCAGAGAGUUCCUGUUGAUCUUCCGGAGAGCAGCAGCCGGCGAGCUGCAGGAGGAGAGUGGUCUGAUGGCUCUGGCCAGGCUGUCCGAGAUCAACGUCUCCACUGAGGGGGUGAUGGGGGCCAAGGACUUCUUUGAAGCCAAGAUGCAGGCUCUGUCUGUGGGCAGCAAGUUUGAGGCUGAGAUUCGAGAGGAAAAAGAAGAACGCAAGAGACAGGACGAGGAUAAAAAACAGAGACAAGCCGCCUUCAAGCAGCUGCAGUCGACCUUCUGCUCCUGACCCUCCACAGGAGGCAGAUAGCUAUCCUGACAUGCACAGUCAGUGCCACUGAGAUUUUAGAAAACGCUUCUCAUUCCACCUACACUUUAAUCAGUGGCAUUGCUCAGAAAACAGCAAGAUGCAUUAAAGUAAAUACUCACUAAAAUACUUGAAAAUACCUCAUAACACGUCACAGGCGAAGUUUAUUCAUUCCAGACUUCCGCAGCCGUUCCACAGAAAACAACAAGGCAAAAACCCGACUUCAGAUGUGUCAGGAAAUAUUCAUUGCAAUAUCAUAGAUUUAUCGUGCAGUUCUGUGGAAUUUGUCUUUGUGUCCCUCCGUACAAGAACUGGAAGUUUUCACCGCGAGGGAAUAUUACAUGUUUAGGUAACGUUAAGCUGUACUCACCAUGUCCUGUUCAUGUUGUUAGUUGUUGUUUGUGUCAUAUGGUCUUAUGAUCCUCACCUUGUUAACAUUGUUACAAUGGACACCUACUACAACCUGCAAUGUAAUAGAAAUAGUACAGUAAUAGAUAAUAAUAUGAAAAACCGUAUCAUUAUAGUAGUAUAAUAAUAAUAAUAAUAAUAAUAAUACGAUUAACAUCACAUAGUGUGGAACCAUCUGUUGGUGGAGUAGUAUACCGUCUGUAGAUUGAAACAGUCUUGAGCAGCUUUUGAUAAUGAUUUGAUCCACAAAAGGUUCACUCCCUGGUUCUGAUAUUUUGCCCCAAACCCCCAUGACCACUAAAACUCAACUGUGAACUGUUUCAGAAUCAGGGAGGUUAUCUUUAAAGGGAUAGUUCAACAGUUUGGGAAAUGGAUUUAUUUGCUUUCUUUCUGAGAGUGAGAAGAUGAGACUGAUACUAGUCUCAUAUUUGUGUCUUAAGUACAGAGCUGGAGUCAGGACGUAGUUAGCCUAGCUUAGCAUAAAGACUGGAAGCAGGGGGAAACAGCUAGCCAGACAACACCUCUAAAGCUCAGUAAUACUCACUUGUAUCUCGUUUGUUCAAUCCAUACACUAACAGAGAUUUUAAAUUGACAGUUUGUGAUUUUAGUUUCACUUACGUGCUGGAACUUUCUUGAUGAACAAUAGUUUCAUACCUGUAGUUUCAAAGCACGCAACUCCCCCUAAAACCACAACCUUUUAUUUUCACAUUUCUGUUUGUGUACAGAUGAAAUUAAUAUAGAUAUAAUAAUAUAUAACAUGUUAAUCAGUGAGCUUUAGAGGGUUUGGUAGUGGAAUGUUUUUACAUUGGACAGAGUCUUUAUGCGAAGCUUGGUUAACCAAUAUCCUGACUCCAGCUCACUACAUCUCACUCUAAGAAAGAAAGCAAAUAAACCUAUUUUCCAAAAUGUUAAACAUUUCUCUUUAAAUGAUUAUUUUGUGUCUAAACCAAGAUCAACAACAGCAGACUGAAUUCCAACUGCAUUAGUAAAAGCACACGUUAAGGUUUAAGCAUGUUUACCUGUGGUUCAAGGGUUCCUCAAGCUCGGCUUGUGAUUCUGUUUUUAGGAUCUAAAUUCUCAUGAUUCCAUUAUUGUACAGUUGACAAGUGUCAACGAACGUCAUGCGAAUUUGAGUAUGGUGUAGUUUAAUAUUCUGUUUUCACGAGCAUGCAAUGCAUGCAGUGCAAGUGUUAUCUAGGCUAGAUAUCCUCUUAAGCCCGACAGACCCGGAACUAGGUCGAAAUGGGUCGUACCCUGUGGUGUAGUCACAAAAAAGUCUCAAUGGAAGAUAUGCAUGUUUUGAAAACCUGAAGUAUUCAGCUUUCAGAAUCUGUAAACCAACUGUAUGUUGUCCAAACAAUGUCUUAUUACAAAGUAUUUUAACAAUAAAGUCAUACAGAAAUACGUCAUGUAAAUAUAAGAACAAGUUGUGAUCAAAAGAUCGGUGAUCAUUUUCUCAUAAGUCUACAAUAUCAUGCUUGGUAUCGUUGGAAAAUAGAAAUUCCGAGCUUUCCAACGCACCUAAAACACAAAACAAAGCCGUCAAACUUUACAUUUUACAGUCACAUUAACAUAAAUCUAUGUGAAAGUAUUUCACCAAGGCAUAUGUUAUUUUAGCCCAAAAUGGCAGAUUUGAGUUACUUACAUACACACGAUCAUAAAACACCAGAGAGCCAGAAUGAUCGGCUGUGAGACGAGCCAGGCGCCAUCUUGGGUCAAGAGUCUAGUUUGGUUUCAGGGGAGUUUUUGCUCGAUUCAGCCACCAGAUGGUGACGGACACCAACAAACUAACAUCAUUCUCUUCCUCUGGUUCUGAAGGAUAGAAUAUACCUUUAAUUCUGCAUUAAUCUGCUCUAUAGCAUGGUUGUCUUUGGUCAUAUAUGAAUUUUGAUCAGUAUUCAUUGUGUUUAUUACUAUUUCAGUGUUUUUGGGAUAUUUAUGUUAUUUGUAACAUGGUUAUAUGGAAAUAUAUAGUGUUUGAAGUAAAACUCCCAGUAAACAGACAACAUGGCCAAAACAUGGAGAGCGCCUGAAUAUAUCUUCAUGAAUUGAAUCAUAAAUGAUAUAUUUUUGUGUAUUUUCAUUAAAAUGUACAGUUCCGGUUGUAGUAGAAUAGAUAAAGGAUAAAAAUCUAAAUUUUUCCUUUGGUGCAUCUCCAUGGUAAUAUAGUUUAUUUUACUAAGAAUGGAUUCUUAUUCCCAGAUAUAUGCAUCUAAGCCUUAUGGUUUAGGAGCUAGUCCUGAUUCAUUUUGGGCAGUUAUUUAAGGUGUUUUUUCCGAGGCAUAGGGUAAUGGGCUUAACAGGAUAUUCUUAUAUAUGUUUAAAUCAAUGGAGCUUAUUUUUCAUGUAAAAUAUAUCAGUAUUAAAUGUCUCCUGCAACCCUGUAUGCAUAACAAGUGACUGAAGCGGGGUCCCAGCCUUAAGGUUGAGAGUCUGGGGGAAAUAGCAGUCAUGCUUCUUGUGGUUUAACUCUAAAACAGAGUAGUCAAUGAUCCUCCGUCUGUUUUGUAAGUGACAUCUUUUUAAGUGUGGGGCUGACUGGAAUCGUUCUCCAUCAAUCUGCUUUAGUCUGUGUGGAUCCACAACACUACAUGAAUGGUCAGCAUUGUUUGAAUCAUUUAUUUAAAGCAGACACUUUGAUGGGUUACACACUGUGACGUAAGAAUUUGUUUUUAGUUGUAGUCUAAUUCAAAGCAUAUGUGGGUUUGAAAAAGGAACACCAGUGAUUCCGUAUUGCACUUUCAUAAAGUUGAGGAACUUGCAAGAGACCGAUUUAAAAGACUUGUCAAAACUCCCUAAACACAGGAUCCAACAUUCCCCACAAUACAAUGCUUGAUAUCAUCUUUGAUAAGACAGAGCCUCUCCCUGGGUAAAUGCCCAGAUCUGUUGAACUCCACGACCCCCUGUUGUACCGCAGGAUUAUGAAUUUAUAGUCUACAAGCCUGAUGACAUCAUUAUGAAGUCAUCAGGUUUAACUAAGCUCCUCCAGGCCUUCAGAAGAUAUUAUACAACUGUUCACAGGCUAAAGAGUACUAACCUACUACUGUGUAAAAUCAGUCAUUCAUAUGCCUACCAUGUGCUUAAUCUGUCCACUAUCCACUCCAGUUCUAAUCUCUAUAAACAGAUUCUGCAUUCACAUGUAGAAUCUGUAGUAACGGGGGACAAGAUUUUGGUACCAGAAGAGUUCUGGUUUCCAUUUAUAGUCCAAGUAGUAUUGAGCAAUCACGUUCGAGUAGGCUUAAACAGUCCAUGUGGAGAACAAAAGAGACUGAACGCAUUGGCUGAAAUGCAUAUGGGAACCCACCGGCUAUCGUCUGACGAUGGUUUAGCUUUCUUAUUGGUUUAAAAUAAGCUUGUUAACUGGCUACUUAUGAAACAAUCUGGUCGUACACGUCGUCUCUCCAACUCCAGUCUUGCAUCUCCAGUUGCUAAUGGACUGUAAGCAAUGAGCAGCGCACGGAAAAGGUAAUCCGGAUAUCCGCUGUCGACAACAGAACCCCAGAAAUACAGCUCAUCCGUCAUCAGAGCGAUAGCCGAUAGGUUCCAAGAUUGUUCCAGUUCUGCAUCUGUGACUCAAAACUUUCCCUACCUUAAUUAUGUAAGCAAUAUCCCAUUUCAAAGUUCUUUAAAUGAGGACCAGAACCUUUACUGAAAAUGUAGUCCACUCUCCUCAUCAAGAAAACCUAUACACCACUCUGGGUACUGUGCUGGGUUUCUUUCUUGGCAUUAGGCUGCAAACUUCAGAAGGACAGUACCACAAAUAUACACCACAUCUGCAAUAUGCCAAACCCAAAAAAUGUGUAAAGAUAGCAUAUCUUUGUCCAGAAUCUGUUCUAUCCUACACCUGACUGCUACAAAUGUCAGCGCUUGUCAGCUUUGGGACUAUACAGUAGUAUAUAUAAACACAAACAUACAAAAGGAAUCACUGGUCCUAAAAACCUGAAAUGUUGACCUAAGCAGUGCUUAUUGUUAAGUGCAGUUCGUGUAUCCGGCCCUUUAUUUUCUCUGUUGUAAUAUAUUUAAGUUGUAGCAUGUUCAAGUUGUCAUUUAACCAAACUACUGUACGUAUUACACACCUUCUUUGGAAUUUGUUGUGGAAAUUGACAAUGUAUUUUUUCACGAAUAAAAUAGUAUAUAUUGUUAUUUGUUUUAGCAGAGACUUGUAAGUUGCCAAAUAUGAAAAAGGUCAGUGAAAUAUAUAUUUUUUGGGCACUUCUUGUGUUGUUAUAGUCCCUGUCAGAAUGGAAGUUUGACUUGAUUGCAAUAAAGGAUAAAUAAAACUGAUAUUAAGAAA